AAACGGCGGUCGGAUAUGGAAGGCAGUGGAUCGGAGAUGACGACAGUGUCACGUCAUCAUUUCGGAGAUGACCCGGAACAACCGGAGUUCUCCGUUUCUAUAAUCGAGAAUAUGAAAGAAGAGUACGGGCUGUUCGUGUGGCCUUGCAGUGUAGUUCUGGCGGAGUAUGUUUGGCAGCAGAGGCUGCGGUUUGCCGGAGCCACUGUGGUUGAGCUUGGUGCUGGAACUUCCUUGCCGGGUUUGGUUGCCGCCAAAGUAGGUGCUGACGUCACUCUCACUGAUGAAUCCAGUAGACUGGAGGUGUUGAGCAACAUGAGAAGUGUUAUUGAACUUAACAAACUUCAGUGCAAUGUAGUAGGAUUGACAUGGGGAGUUUGGGAUGCAUCUAUAUUCAAUUUACACCCGAAAUUUAUUCUUGGAGCUGAUGUAUUGUAUGAUGCCAAAGCCUUCAAUGACCUCUUUGCAACUGUGGCAUAUCUGCUCCAGAAUUCACCAGGAUCAGUCUUCAUUACAACGUACCACAAUCGAAGUGGGCAUCAUCUUAUUGAAUUCUUGAUGUUCAAAUGGGGAUUGAAGUGUGUGAAGCUUCUGGACGCGUUUUCAUUUCUGCCAUCAUGCAAGUCAUCCGGGCUUAGUGGAAAUCUUCAAUUGGCAGAAAUUGUUCUAGAGAGUGAACAAAGCUGAGAUAAUGGCAUUUGCAUUUUGAUACCUAUGGUAAUACAAGCACUCUGACUUGGACUCAUGCUGCUUAUGAUUGUUGAAAUUCUGCUGCAGCAAGUUCAUUUUACUGUAAUCAUCAUCAUGUGAUCAUGUUUGUUAAGUGCGUGGCUUGUUGAACUAAAUUUGGUUGACACAGAGUUAAUGGCAUGCAUUCUCGGAAA
Molecule: messenger RNA, 881 nt
Organism: Argentina anserina (silverweed cinquefoil)
Lineage: Eukaryota; Viridiplantae; Streptophyta; Magnoliopsida; Rosales; Rosaceae
Exons: 7
Coding region: 16-684 (222 amino acids)
Cellular component (GO): cytoplasm; nucleus
Source: RefSeq, a predicted model, not a curated record